Molecule: messenger RNA, 6217 nt
Organism: Anneissia japonica
Lineage: Eukaryota; Metazoa; Echinodermata; Crinoidea; Comatulida; Comatulidae
Product: tripeptidyl-peptidase 2-like
Exons: 26
Coding region: 25-3816 (1263 amino acids)
Biological process (GO): proteolysis
Cellular component (GO): cytosol
Molecular function (GO): serine-type endopeptidase activity; tripeptidyl-peptidase activity
Source: RefSeq, a predicted model, not a curated record
CUAUCAGAAAUUAGGUGAGUGAAAAUGGCGACAAUCGUAGAAAAAAGUGAGUUCCCUGUUCAAGGUUUAUUACCAAAAAAAGAAACGGGUGCUUAUUCAUUUUUGUCAAAAUACCCACAACAUGAUGGACGUGGAGUACUUAUUGCAAUCCUUGAUACAGGUGUUGAUCCUGGUGCUGCUGGGCUUCAGGUUACGACAGAUGGAAGGCCUAAAAUUGUUGACAUCAUUGAUACAACGGGUAGUGGAGAUGUAGUAACAUCCACAGUGGUUGAAGCGAAAGAUGGUGAAAUUACUGGCCUAACUGGACGCAAGUUAACGAUUCCAGCUAACUGGAAAAAUCCAUCUGGGAGUUAUCAUAUUGGUGUGCUAAAUGCAUAUAAACUAUAUCCAAAGGGCCUGAAGGAGCGCAUUCAGAAAGAGCGCCGACAGAAGCUAUGGGAACCUGGACACCGACAGGCCGUGACAGAAGUUAUGAGGAAGCAGGAUGUUUUUGAUGCUGCACAUACAACAGUCACUAAACAGGAAGAAAAGCUGGAAAAAGAUGACCUUUCUUGCUUACUGGAUCACCUGACCAGUUCAGAUAAGAAGUUCAGUGACCCUGGGCCAGUCUUUGAUUGCAUUGCAUUUCACGAUGGGAACACAUGGAAAGCUUGUGUAGACACAAGUGAAGUUGGAAACUUAGGUGCAUCAUCAUUACUAAGUUCAUUCAAAGAGAACCAGCAGUAUUCAACCUUCUCAAAUGCAGAUAUGUUAAAUUAUUCAGUGAAUAUAUAUGAAGAAGGAAAUAUGUUGUCUAUCGUAACCAACGCUUGUUCGCAUGGAACUCAUGUGGCAAGUAUUGCUGCUGCCCACUUUCCUGAUGAACCAGAUAAGAAUGGACUUGCCCCAGGAGCUCAGAUACUAGCCCUCAAAAUAGGUGACUCACGACUCGGUUCAAUGGAGACAGGGAGUGCUUUGGUUCGAGCCAUGAUUGAAGUAUCACGAGCAAAAGCUGACCUUGUUAAUUUUAGCUAUGGAGAAGCAUCUCAUAUCCCGAACUCUGGACGAGUUUGUGAAAUAAUCAAGGAAGCUGUCGAUAAGCAUAAUAUUAUUUUUGUUUCUUCUGCUGGAAAUAAUGGUCCAGCUCUUUCCACUGUUGGAUGCCCAGGUGGCACCACUAGUAAUAUAAUAGGUGUAGGUGCAUAUGUAUCACCAGAAAUGAUGAAGGCUGAGUAUUCAAUAUGGAAAACGCUGCCUGGGAUGCAGUAUACUUGGUCAUCACGAGGGCCGACGACUGAUGGUGCUUUAGGAGUGAGUAUAACGGCCCCUGGGGGCGCUAUAACAUCAGUUCCAAACUGGACACUACGUGGAAGUCAGCUAAUGAAUGGCACGUCUAUGUCGUCACCGAAUGCAUGCGGUAGUAUAGCAUUGAUCCUCUCAGGUCUGAAGACACUAGGUGUUCCUUACAGUCCACACAGUAUACGAAGGUCUCUUGAAAAUACUGCUUUGAAAAUAGAUAAGAUUGAGCCAUUCGCUUUAGGUCAAGGUAUGUUGCAGGUGGACAAGGCAUUUGAACAUGCACUCCACAAUGCCGAUGCCCCAGAACGUGAUAUUAGGUUUAAUAUAACAGUCAACGGUGGGCGUGGAAUUUAUAUACGGGAUGCAUUGCGACAGAAACAGCCUACUAGAUACCAGGUGUCCAUUGAACCUGUAUUUAAUGAGAAUACAGAUCCAAGGGAAAAAAUAGCAUUAGGACUACAUUUAUGUUUGACUACUGAAGCAUCAUGGGUAUCGACUCCCACCGUAUUAGAGAUGAUGAAUACAAUUCGUAGCUUUUCCGUUAUUGUAGAUCCUCAGGGACUUGCUCAUGGUCAUCAUUUUACUGAGAUUUUAGCCUUUGAUGUAACCGAUCCAGCAAGAGGGCCAUUGUUUCGUAUACCAAUAACAGUACUGGUUCCGGUAUCAAUUAGUGACACGGUCAACUAUGAAUGGACGUCUGACGUACUUAAUUUCCAGCCUGGUCAGAUUCAUAGAAGGUUCAUCACAGUCCCCAAAGGUGCAACAUGGGCAGAAUUAACUCUCACUUCUUUGGAUGAGAACCAGGCACGAUUCGUAAUACACACUGUUCAGCUUCAGAAAAAGAGUGCGUACCGUGUCAACGAGUUUUAUAAGUUUCUAAAUUUGAUGGAGAAUGCUGAGGUUUCAUAUGCUUUCUCAGUACAUGGCGAGAAAACAUUAGAAAUUGCUCUUGCAAAGUGGUGGGCUAAUCCUGGUGAUGUACGUGUGAAGUAUUGCGUUUCAUUCCACAGUUUGGAGCCAAGUGAGAAGUCAGUUUCAAUGCAUGCAGCAGGUGGUGUUAUGCGUUUGAAUGUGCAGUCCAACCUGAGGCAAGAGGAACUGUCCCCAGCUAUCUCAAUUAAGAACUGCGUUCAACCACUAAGGCCAUCUGAUGCCAAAAUCAAGCCACUUGGGUCCAGGGAUGUGUUAACUGAAGGCAGGCAGAUAUAUGAACUUCUCCUUACCUAUAAUUUUCAUCAGAGUAAGACGUCUGAGAUCACGCCAAACUGUCCUCUUCUUAGUGAUCUGCUUUACGAGUCUGAAUAUGAAAGUCAACUGUGGAUGCUGUUUGAUAGCAACAAGCAAUACAUGGGAUCUGGCGACGCUUACCCACAACAGUACACCCUCAAGCUUGAGAAAGGAGACUACACACUCCGACUCCAAGUCCGUCAUGAGAAGAAGGAAAUGUUAGAAAAAAUUAAGGAUAUGGUGAUGCUUAUUGAUCAGAAGCUGUCAACAAGCUUCACCAUUGACACCUUUCCGUCAAUCCUGUCUGCACUUAGUGGCAAGAACAAGUUUAACACUGUGAACCUGAUGGCAGGAAGCUCAGUGCCUAUCUUCAUUCCACCAAUUCCAGAUGAUAGAUUACCAAAAGGCGCUACAUUGGGCCAGAUUCUGACAGGUACAAUGACUUUAGCCAAGGGAGAUCUCGGAAAGAAGGUCAAGCGGAGGAAGGGCGUUCAAGCAGAUCAAGGGUCAGAGGGCAGAAGGAAUGUUGGUUUGAAAGCAGACAGCUAUCCAUUUAUGUAUGUAUUGACACAGACACCUCAUAAGCCAACCAACACUAAACCAGACAAAUCAAAGGACAAAAACAAAGAGGAGGAGUAUGCAGAUGCUGUCCGUGAUCUCAAGAUCUCUUGGAUUACAAAGCUUGAAGGAAACAAAAUAUUUGAAGGCCUAAUAGGUCAGCAUCCAGAUCAUAUACCUUUGUUUGUAGCCAGAAUGAAUAUGCUGGAAGCUGAUAAGGACAAAGCGAAGAUGCUUGACGAAAUAGUUGCUGCUGCUGACAAGGUGGUCAAUUUAAUUGACCAAUCAGCAUUAGUUUCUUAUUAUGCUAUGAAGAAUGAUACACGCUCAGAUGCUCAAGUCAUCAAGUCCGAUAUGGAUAAGAAGAAAGGGUACCUUAUCUCAGCUUUAUGCAUCAAAGGUAGUGCGAUAGCCGAUAUGAUCUUAGCCAAUCGGAAGGCAGGGAAUGGUGUCACAUCUUCUAACAGUUGCGAUAAACAGCAGGCUGUUAAUGAAAUUUUCAAUGAAGUACAGAAGUGGGCGGAUGCUGAAGAUAAGAAGGUUAUAGGAUUCACUCUUAAACAUGCAAUGGUUCAUGAAUAUUAUGGUAGGCAGCUAAAGCUACUCACUAAAUCUCAGGAUGAAAGCAGGGGCAGUAAGGAACAAGACAAGAGAUUUAUAGAGAUAUAUAAGCAGCUUGGCUGGCAUCACUUACAGCGAUACAUGGAGAAUGUAUUACCUGUCAAGUACCCACACGAUUACAUUCCAUUCUAAAUGCCUUUCAGAGUGACAACAAUAAUGUUACAAACUGGUGUCACAAAAAACAAGCCAAAAAUGCUGCAUGAUAAUGGAAAUCAUAAACAGGUUUUGUAAUGCCAGGUUUCACAUAAUCACUACAUACCAUUGAAAGCAAUUAUAUGGAAACGAUUGAUAUUGGUGAGUGCGUCAACUACUGACUAUUACAGGUCAAAACCCACCUUGAGGGGGUUGUUCAUACACUUCUUAUAUGUUUGUACACAGGCUAUUGCUUAUUCACAAAAAAGUACAUUGUUUGACCAAAACUAGAAUAUUUCUUUUAGUUUUAUCUUUUAACUUAUUUUAAAAUUACUUUUCACUUACAAAGAACAAAUAUAUUUGAUAUUCAGAGACUUUUUAUCAAAAGCGGUAUCAUCGCACAAGACAAUCAAGUUUGAUAAUCGUUAAACAGAUGGAAUUAGGGAAUUUGGCGGAAGAUUCGUAAGUCAUUUGUCAGUUGUAAUUCGCCGCCGACAAUUCUUACUAGUCGAACCUUGUUUCAUAAAGGAAAAUUGAUAGAAGCCCUUGACCACACCCAAGGUACAAAAUAAUAUCAUUGAAUUUAAAAUAAAACUGAAAUAUUCAUUUAAAAUGUCAUCCUAUCUAAUAAAAAAAAAAUGUUGGAAAAAUCCUGGAAUGGGGUACAUGGAUGCUAUAUGUAAAAAUAUCUAUUAAAAGAUCAACACACAAUGAUCAACUAACAUUCAAAUUAGGUCUGGCAUAUUUCCAAUUAAUUUUGAAAUUUUGUUACGCCAAAAAAAACAAAAAAACAUUCAUGAUAUGUUGUUUAAUAUACUUCUAUAGUAUUCAAAGAAUUGAGUAAGAUGAUUGAAGAACAGCCCUAUGGUAUUUGUUUUAUUGGCAUUUUAAAAUAUCAUAUUUGUGUAGAAGUGGUGUAGAAAUUAAAGUGUAUAUAUUGUAUGCAGGCAUUGAAAAUUAGGUGUACACAGUUGAUACCAUUAUUGAAUGCAAUUGAACUGCUUUUUGAUUGUGUGCAAGAAACAAGAAAAUUGAAAAAAAAAAAAACAACAAAUGGUAAUUAUUAAUGUAUAAAAUUGAAUCUCAGGGGUCUUGGAAAAUAUGUAUUAUAUAUAUACCUGUCUCUGUAGGACCAAUUUUAUACAGUUUAUAGAACAAGCAAAGUCACAUAAUUAAUUAAGAAUAGGUUGAUGUAUUUUUUAAAUUAUUCAAACUCUGUGUGUGUGACAUAAUAGGACUGGAAAAACAGGAAGCUUGUCUCACACUGCCAUUGUUAGUGGUAACAUCACCAGAUCUAGGACCCAUUGCGUGUGGGUCAUUGCAUUAGGUAUUGAAUCGAUAUGUUUACCCAGCUUUACGGUUUCCGGUUUUUGUGUGUGUGACAUAAUAGGACUGGAAAAACAGGAAGUUUGUCUCACACUGCCAUUGUUAGUGGUAACACCACCAGAUCUAGGACCCAUUGCGUGCGAGUCAUUGCAUUCGGUAUUGAAUUGAUAUGUUUAUCCUGCUUUACGGUUUCCGGUUUUUGUUCACUUUCACAUUAACAGGAGGGUUCUGCCAUGAUUCGUAAUAAUGCCUUAUUUUUGAGAUUUGUUUCUUAGGGGCAUCCUCAUUCUAUUGAUGUAAUCUAUUAUGAAUUGAUCAAAUACCUCCAAAAAAUGUUUAGAAAUAUGACAUUAUUAUGAGAGUUAUGCAUUAUAUCCAUUCACGUCCACCAAAGCAAAAAAGUAUGGAAGAGUGCAUUAUAUCCACCAAGCAUUGAAUCAAUCACAGAAGACAAUUAUGCAUAUUUAAUUACUUUCCUAGUUGUUGGAAAAGCAUAAUACCAAGUUUGUAUUUGGUCAGGGUAAAAUUAUUAAAAGAAGAACGCAUUGAAUAAGUUGCAAUAUGACUGUAAUAUUGAAUAUUAUAAAAGAAUUCAACAAACUUAACACGCAUACAUAUUAAACUUAUACUGUAUACUGUAGGCUUUACUUAGAAUAUUUAAGUCAAUGCUUAGAAUUCGGAAGUAACAUCUAUGCUAAAUUUACACUUAACAUUAUUUUUACUAUUUAAUUGAGUGCACUUCCUUAUAAUUUAAGGAAAUGCAAAUUUAUAUGGGCCUGAAGAGGUGUGUUUAGAAGUUGGGUAUUUUUUUGUUUAUUAAAAUAAACGGUGGGUAUUCUUCACAGUGAAUUUAAAUAAACUGAUCAUUUAUAUUGUAUAAACUUGCUAUACAAUAAUGUUGUUUGUUCUUUCUGUAGUGGUUACUGAUAGUAUCAAAUAUACAUUUUACAGUGUACCAUACUUACUAUUUUAAGGGCAAUACAAAUUUAGUAAAUCAGAUCAGACAGUUGUUUCAGUCUUUUAUGAGUGUGAAAGAAAUAAUGUUGACAAAUAAUAUAUAGAAAAACCAUUAAAA